This is a messenger RNA of Mercurialis annua (annual mercury), 2625 nucleotides long. Its product is annotated as probable galacturonosyltransferase 7. Gene Ontology annotation, molecular function: polygalacturonate 4-alpha-galacturonosyltransferase activity. Lineage: Eukaryota; Viridiplantae; Streptophyta; Magnoliopsida; Malpighiales; Euphorbiaceae. The record is from RefSeq and is a predicted model, not a curated record. The transcript has 9 exons. The coding region runs from base 214 to 2079 and encodes 621 amino acids.
CAAUUGUUCCUGUACUAGUAUUCAUUCUCUCAAAUCUUUACUUCACUUUACUCUAUCAUUAACUUUAACCUCCCACUCUUUUCUAUUUCCAAAUCUCAAUUCUAAUCACAUUCAUUCAACUCAUUUCCCUUUCCUCUCAUUAAAUCAACGUCAGAUUCACCGGAAAAGUAGUUACGGCGGAGGAGGAGGACGACGACGGGACGGAGGAAGGAAAUGAAAGGCGGAGGCGGAGGCGGAGGAGUGUACCAAGGGAAAAGACGAUGGAGAUUUUUAGCCAUAGGAGUACUGUUUCUCGUCGUCCUUUCUAUGCUCGUUCCUCUCGUUUUCUUGCUCGGCCUUUAUAAAGGUUAUGCCUCUGAUCAUCCAACUCCAGGUUCUGACUCUGGUCCGAAGGUAGAUAAAAUAGAGGAAAUAAUGGAACAUUUUACGCCGAAUCAUCCAGAUGAAAAGAAUGAAAAGGAUGCUGUAAACCAUACAAAUGAAGCAAGGAAUGUUACUAGCAGUACAGCCUCAAAUCAUGACCGCCAACCACCCCAAAAAGAUACUCAUGUUCCACCGCGUCCUCUACCUAAGCCACCUCUUGAUCAAAAUCAGAUCGAGAAUCCUCAAAUGACAGAACAGACUAAAUUCAACAAAAGUUUAGCUGACGAAAAUAAAAAGUCAUGUGAGCUGAGAUUUGGGAGCUAUUGCUUAUGGCUUGAAGAACACAGAGAAGAUAUGAAAGAUUCUAUGGUGAAAAAAUUAAAAGACAGGCUUUUUGUAGCUAGAUCGUAUUAUCCUAGUAUUGCCAAGCUUCCUGGACAAGGCAAGUUAACUCAAGAGAUGAAACAAUGCAUUCAGGAGCUGGAGCAUGUUUUUAGUGAAAGUACAACAGAUGCUGAUCUUAAACCACAAAUCCAGAAAACUUUAGAGAAGAUUGAAGCUGUUAUAGCUAAAGCUAAAAGGUUCCCAGUGGAAUGUAUCAAUGUUGCUAGGAAAUUGGGACAAAUACUUGAAUGGACCGAGGAUGAAGCUAACUUUCACUUGAAACAGAGUGCAUAUCUCUAUCAGCUUGCAGUCCAGACCAUGCCAAAGAGUCUUCACUGUCUAUCUAUGAAACUGACUGUGGAAUAUUUUAAUUCCUCUUUAAGUGACACGGAGCCCUCUAUUUCUGAGAAAUUUACGGACCCUUCAUUGAAUCAUUAUGUUAUUUUCUCCAACAAUAUACUGGCAUCUGCGGUUGUAAUUAACUCGACUAUUACACAUACACGAGAUACUGGAAAUUCAGUUUUUCACGUGCUGACAGAUCAACAAAAUUAUUUUGCAACGAAGUUGUGGUUCUUUCGAAAUGUGUACAGGGAAGCUGCUAUUCAAGUGUUGAACAUAGAACAACUUGGCCUAGACUACCAUGACAAAGCAGCUUUGUUGAGCAUGUCCUUACCUGUUGAGUUCCGCGUUUCUUUUUCGAGUGUUGAUAAUCCAUCUGCAACGGAAUUAAAAACAGAAUACAUGUCGGUUUUCUCUAAUGCUCACUAUCUGCUUCCUUACAUAUUCCCAAACUUGAAGAAAGUUGUGGUUCUGGAUGACGAUGUUGUUGUUCAGCAAGACUUGUCGGCUUUGUGGAAUCUUAACAUGGGAGGAAAAGUAAAUGGCGCCUUACAGUUAUGCUCUGUGCGAUUGGGUCAACUUGCCAGUUACUUGAUUGAUGGUUAUAGCUUCGAUAAGAAUUCUUGUCUUUGGAUGUCUGGAGUAAAUUUAAUUGAUCUUGCCAGAUGGAGAGAACUGGGUCUAACCGAAACUUACCAGAAAUUGGGCCAACAGGUCACCAGGGUGUCAGCAUCACCCGAAGCUGCUGCAUUAAGUGCAAACUUGCUCACAUUUCACGACCAAAUAUACACUCUUGAUAAUGUAUGGACUUUAUCUGGACUAGGUCACGAUAGUGAGCUCAAUGUGGAAGUCAUUAAAAAGGCGGCAGUACUACACUAUAAUGGAAGAAUGAAACCUUGGCUGGAGGUAGGAAUCCAAAAGUAUAAAUCCUAUUGGAAAAGUUUUUUAAACCAAGACGAUCAAUUCCUGAGCCAAUGCAAUGUGGUUCAAUGACAAGCUGAUGGUAGUAGUAGUAGUAUACGAUGUUUUCUGGAAAUCUAGGCUCGAGAAGCAUGAACAUUGAGAUUUUUCCGAUGAGCUGGAUUAGCAAAGGGUAGUCUACAACAGAGUAACCCUUGUGAUUCUUUUGGUAAAUAAAAGAAUACUUUUUGUACUGUCUAUUAGCAAAGCAGAAGGGAAGCAAAAUGUUUUUGAAAGUUGCCAGGGCCUGAAGAGGAUUAUUUGGUGCAUGAAAUGCGAGUUUUUGGUCAAGCAAUGAGAGGAAACAACUUCAUUAUCAGUAGCAAGUGAAUGCUUUGAGAGUUGCAAUAAUUUAUGUACAAAAAGAAGGUACGUACGUUUGUUUCAGCAAUUUAAGUGUUUCUAUAGUGCAUUCGUGAUGUAAAUGAUGGAUGACAAGGCAAAGUAGUCUUUUGAUUGUCAUAGUGAGUUCAUUCUUUUCUUUUUUUUAUUAGGUUCUUUAUUAUUUGAUUUAGAACAAUGAUUUUUUUUUUCAUUAAUGAAAAAAUUGUUACUCGUUACAUUUUGUAACGAUCUUAA